AUGAGCAGUCAAAGAGUACCGAUAGAGCCGCAGCGUGUAGACGCUCCUCUCACACAGUCAGCUACCUUUCUAGUCAUAUCGGCGACUGAUAAACCCGGUGCAAUCGAAACCAUCCGCUCUGCACUGUCAGGUCUGAACAGCUUAGCAAAGAAUGUUUCUAUCCGGGACUUGAAUGCUCAGUUCGCCUGUACUGUCGGCAUAGGCAGCGAUAUCUGGGACCGCCUGACGAACCUCCCACGACCUUCAGAGCUGCGUCCUUUCUCCGAAAUCAGAGGCAAGACACAUACCGCGGUAUCCACACCGGGAGACCUACUUUUCCAUAUCCGAUCCGAACGUCGAGAUAUCUGCUUCGAAUUCGAGCGCCAGCUGAUGGAUCAGCUCGGAGACUCUAUUUCCGUCGUCGACGAGACAGUUGGGUUUCGGUAUUUCGACGUACGCGAUCUCCUUGGAUUCGUGGACGGCACAGCCAAUCCAGUUGGGCCCGCGGUGCCCGAAUCCGUACUCAUCGCAGAAGAAGAUACCUCUGCAUCUGGCGGUAGCUACAUAGUCGUGCAAAAGUAUACGCACGACCUACCAGGAUGGAAGAAUCUAUCAACAGAGGAACAAGAGAAGAUCAUCGGCCGCACAAAAAUAGACAAUGUUGAGCUGGAUGAUGCGGAAUCAGGACAACGCUCGCAUAAAACGCUGAAUACGAUUGAAGACGAGGAUGGAAAUGAGCAUGAUAUUUUGCGCGAUAAUAUGCCCUUUGGCUCGCCUGGAUCGGGCGAGUUUGGUACCUAUUUCAUUGGGUAUACUCGUCACCUCUGGGUUAUUGAGAAGAUGCUAGAGCGGAUGUUUGUCGGUGAUCCUCCUGGGCUGCAUGAUCGCAUACUUGACUUUUCAAAGCCACUCACGGGCACGACAUUUUAUGCACCCCCUGCUAGUUUGCUGGCUCAACUUUGA
Molecule: messenger RNA, 942 nt
Organism: Penicillium olsonii
Lineage: Eukaryota; Fungi; Ascomycota; Eurotiomycetes; Eurotiales; Aspergillaceae
Source: the annotation of a GenBank genome assembly